This is a messenger RNA of Microplitis mediator, 6009 nucleotides long. RefSeq names its product glutamate decarboxylase (gene Gad1). Gene Ontology annotation, molecular function: carboxy-lyase activity; pyridoxal phosphate binding. The record is from RefSeq and is a predicted model, not a curated record. Gene Ontology annotation, biological process: carboxylic acid metabolic process. Lineage: Eukaryota; Metazoa; Arthropoda; Insecta; Hymenoptera; Braconidae. Gene Ontology annotation, cellular component: cytoplasm. The transcript has 11 exons. The coding region runs from base 258 to 1877 and encodes 539 amino acids.
CGGCCGCCGAGUCAACCCGAGACUCGAGAUCGCCGAGGCUUGAGUCGCUGCUCGCAGUCCCGUCGAAAACACCCCCAAAGCCCGUCCGUCGUCACCCACGCAAUAUUUGCCAAAGCUGCUUACUGCUCACUUGGUACUUUUAAACUUGCCAUUUAAUAUUUAACAAACGUUGCUGCCGACACUUUUCAUUGGACCGUCGCCGCGACUGUUACCGAAUUACUUUGGGGACUCAAAGCGAGGGGCACUACGACAGAGACAUGGACAAUGUGCAAAUGAUCGGCACUAAAAUCACUGCCCUCAAGGAUUACUUAUAUAAUUUUGCCCGAACGCAUUCACCGACAAGACUAAUGGGUUCCGAAAACGCAUACGCCCUCAGUAAGGAGACUGCUAAUCUAAAGUACUCUGACAUAAUUCCUAUCAAUGCUGAGGGCUAUCCGGCAACGAAGGAAUUUUUGACGAAAGUGGUAGACAUUCUACUGGACUACGUUAAAACGCAAAAUGACCGUAAUUCAAAAGUCCUUGAGUUCCAUCAUCCAGCUGACCUGAUGCGGAUCCUGGACCUCGAGAUACCGGACAACGGGCUGACACUCCAGCAGCUUCUUAUCGAUUGCUCUACUACUCUCAAGUACCAGGUCAAAACUGGCCACCCGCAUUUUUUCAACCAAUUGUCAUGUGGUCUGGACGUGGUGUCGAUGGCGGGCGAGUGGCUAACGGCGACAGCAAAUACCAACAUGUUUACCUACGAGAUAGCUCCCGUGUUCAUUCUGAUGGAGCAUGUGGUGUUGAAAAAAAUGCGGGAACUCAUCGGAUGGAACACCGGGGAUUCAAUUUUAGCACCCGGUGGGUCAAUUAGUAAUUUAUACGCAUUUCUGGCAGCUCGACACAAAAUGUUCCCGCAGUACAAGGAACGCGGGUUGGCUGCCGUUGGUGGUCAGCUUGUCAUGUUUACUUCUGAUCAGUGUCACUAUUCAGUCAAAUCGUGUGCAUCGGUCUGUGGUCUGGGUACUGACAACUGUGUUAUGGUACCAAGUGAUGAACGUGGACGCAUAAUACCAUCAAAGCUAGAAGAAUUGAUCCUGGAACGCAAAGCCCGAGGUCACAUUCCAUUCUUUGUUAACGCGACCGCCGGUACAACUGUGAUCGGGGCGUUUGAUCCGAUAUCACAAAUUGCUGAUAUUUGUGAAAAGUACAAACUCUGGCUUCAUGUUGACGCUGCCUGGGGAGGUGGACUGUUGCUGUCACGAAAAUACCGUCAUCCCCGACUGACUGGAAUCGAGCGAGCUGACUCCGUAACCUGGAAUCCUCAUAAAUUGAUGGGUGCUCUACUGCAAUGCUCAACAAUCCACUUCAAAGAAGAUGGUCUUUUGAUCAGCUGUAACCAAAUGUCUGCUGAAUAUUUAUUCAUGACAGACAAACUCUACGAUGUUAGAUACGACACUGGUGACAAAGUAAUCCAAUGUGGUCGUCACAAUGACAUUUUUAAAUUGUGGUUGCAAUGGCGUGCCAAGGGUACCGAGGGCUUCGAAAAACUGAUCGACAAACUGAUGGAACUGAGUGAAUAUAUGGUCAAGCGCAUUAAGCAAAUGUCUGAUAGAUUCUACCUGAUCCUAGAACCAGAACUGGUCAAUGUCUGUUUCUGGUACUUGCCAACACGGGUACGAAACAUGCCACACAGUCCUGAGAGGGAAAAAAUUCUCGGCGAGAUCUGUCCCAUUCUAAAGAACAGAAUGAUGGAAUCCGGUACAUUGAUGGUUGGCUACCAGCCAGACGACCGCAGACCAAAUUUCUUCCGUAACAUAAUAUCGAGUGCUGCAGUAACGGAAGCUGACAUCGAUUUCCUACUCGCUGAAAUGGAUCGACUUGGCCACGAUCUCUAAGCUGUCACCUCAGAAGUUAUUGUUUUAUUAUUACUAUCAUUUAAAAUCACGCUUAUAAUUUUAAAUUACAAUCUGACUAUUGAUACCACGAGGCAACCAUGAAUAUUGAAUCAAGACAUAUGAAUCUCUCGUAAGGUGUCCAAGUGUACCGACGGUCUUAUAAACUUAAACUGCUUUGCCAAAGACUGUCAAUGCACUUGUCACUUUACCAAAUUUAGUAAAUACUUAAAAGAAACUGUUAAAUUAUAACCAAAUCAUAUAAAAAUAUAUAAUUUAUUGACAAACGUUGGUCUUAAUUGAAAGUGGACAUGACUAGAUUUUUAAGCGACUCAGCAUAUCCAAAUAUAAAUAAAUAAAUAAAAUAUUAUAAAUAUAUAUUAAAAUAUAUGGAGAUUAAUGCAAAGUAUUUAACUAUUUAAUUAUAAAUCACGACGGAAUUGUUUAUGAAUUGAAAUAAUGCAAGGAAUUGUACGCGAGCUGGCUCGGAAAAUAAAUAUUUUAUGGCAGAUAAAUAUCGAGAUAAAUAUUUUAAAGAUAAAGGGGAUAAGUGUUAAAAGAAUAUUAGAAGGGACUGUAAGAAUCGUGGGUUUCAUUACUCUUCGUUUAAUUUUUUUUUCCUUUUCUUUUUUUUAGAAAUAACGCAAAUAGUUUGGAGCCAUAUUUUAUUUUUAAAAUUAAUAUUAUUAAUUUGACGCCCGAGCGGAUCCGAAUUACGGUAAAUUCCCGUAUUUUACCGCAAAAUGCCGUAAUUUACUUCGAAUUUGCCGUUAAUUACUAAACUUUACGGAAAUUUACGUCAAUUCAUCUGAAUGCGGUAAAUUACGGUAUUUUUACGGUAAAUAUCGCAGUAUUGCCGCAAAUUUUACGUUGAGUUGCCGCAAUUUUACGAAAAAUUGCCGCAUUUUACGGUAAAUUACGGCAAUUCAUCUGAAUACAGGAAAUUACGGCAUUUUACGGUAAAUAUCGCAGUAUUGCCGCAAAUUUUACGAUAAAUUGCCGCAUUUUACGGUAAAUUACGGCAUUUUACGGUGAAUAUCGCAGUAUUGCCGCAAAUUUUACGUUGAGUUGCCGCAGUUUUUCAAAAAAUUGCCGCAUUUUACGGUAAAUUACUGCAGUUCAUCUGAAUACGGUAAAUUACGGCAUUUUACGGUAAAUAUCGCAAUAUUGCCGCAAAUUUUACGAUAAAUUGCCGCAUUUUACGGUAAAUUACGGCAUUUUACGGUAAAUAUCGCACUAUUGCCGCAAAUUUUACGUUGAGUUGGCGCAAUUUUACGAAAAAUUGCCGCAUGUUUCGGUAAAUUACGGCAAUUCAUCUGAAUACAGUAAAUUACGGCAUUUUACGGUAAAUAUCGCAGUAUUGCCGCAAAUUUUACGAUGAGUUGCCGCAAUUUUAAGAUAAAUUCGCCGUAAAAAGCGGGAUUUUACCUAAAUUAUCGUAAUUUGUCUCUUUUGCGGUAAAAUCCCGUAUUUUGCGGUAAUUUACGGUAAAUUGCGCUAGUUUACCGUAAUUCGGAUCUGCUAAAGUGAAAUAUUAAAAGAAAAAAAAAAUUAAUAACUAACGAAAAGUAUAUUUAGCAUGAAAAUUAUAAAAUUAAAAAAAAAAUAUACAAAACCAUGAAAGUACAUGCUUUUUAAAUUUAAAUGACUUAUUUAUAUUAUUUAAUUUAAUUAAUAAUAAUUAGCAAAAAAAACAGUCAAUAUUUUAAUAAAAACAAAUUUUCUUUUUUUUUCGAGAAUUAUGGAAAAAAGAUUUAAAAAUAAUAAAUUCGAAAAUAUAUAGAUUUUACUCGACAUUAUUUAAUGACCAUCAGCAAAUAAUGACUAAGUUCAAUAAAAAUUAUUUAUAGAUGUAAUGAAAAAAAAAAAUAUAUAUAUAUAUAUAUUAAUAUAAAUUAUAAAUACAAAUGAAUAUGUAUUUAUGUAUUAUACGUUUGCGUAUAAACAAUAUAUACCCUUUAGAAAAAAAUAAAUAAAUAAUUUUAAAAAACGCGCAUGUGUAGAAGGGCAAUAAAAAUAUCGGCGUCAAUUCAGAUCUGAUAAAUAAUUAAAAUAAAUACGAGAAUAAAAAAAAACUAUGCAGUAUUUAAAGUUGAGAAAAUGUACGUCCAGUGUAGAAAAUGCAACGCAUUAUUUAAAUAAUAUAAAAAAGUAUAUAUUUAAAAAUAUUAUUUAUUAAAAUGAACGUGGUGUAUUUUUAGAUUGACAAUUAAUUAAAUUAACCGACAAAAGGUAUAAUAUUAAUGACAAACAAAAUAAUAUCUCCCGUUGAAUUGUGAAAACUAUUUUAUUGACUAAUGAUCGAUUCAUUAGUCAGAAGCGUUACUAUUUUUCCCAAACUAGUUUAUGUCUAUCAACUUAAAAUAAAUCUGUAUAAAGUUACUGUUAUUGAGAAUAUAUUUUAAAAAUAUUUAUAUUAUUAUUUCCAAUUAAAAAUUAUUAUUUUAUUUAAGAGCUUUCUCAAACAAUGUCCCCUACUUUUCAAAAAUAUUCAACGAUCUUGAACUGUCAUGGCCGUAUUUGAAUUUUAUUAAUUAAUUAAAAAAGAACUAGAGCAUUAAUUAAAAAAAGGACAACGGACACUUUCAGAGGUAUAGAUUUAAAAAAAAAUAUUUACUGCUUUUAUCAGUUAGGGGUAAAACGAAAUUUUAAUAAAAUUUUCUUGUCAUAAUUUAAAAUUUCGAAUUUUUUAGUCUGACAUUUAUUUGAAUUUCGAUUAACUUCCCGCUAGUGAUGCAAAAUGGUCAUCAUUUUUAUUUAAUUUUAUGUUCAGUCAGAUCAUAUCUGCCUUUCAUUAUUACUCCCAACUGGUAACAGCAGUAAAUUAUUUUUUUAAAUCUAGGGUAGAGGUACCAUUUGUGGCCACUGCUCCACUUUUCGACAUUUAAUCCUUUAUUUUAAUUAAUAAAAAAGUGUAAAAUAAAAUUUUCAUUUUAAUAGCGGGAUCGAAAUAUCUUCAAAGAUAUUUUAAAAAAUUGAUUAUGUUAUUUGGUCUUUUACAAACUAUUUUAUUUAAAUUUUUACUGGCCCUAAAGUGGCCAAAAACGGUACCUCUACUCUAUAUCUCGGAAAAAUUGUAGGGGAGGGUGGGGCAAAGUGGGCCCCUUAGGGCAAAGUAGGCCCCCCUAAAAUUCGGAAAGCUUCCAAUAUUUUUGGGCAAAGUGGGCCCCCCUAAAAUUUGAGAGCAAAGUGAGCACACUGAAAUUUUUUAUGAACGAGGCUCAUAAUAAGUCACCUUUAUUUUUUUACGACUAUUCAUUUAUUACUUAUUAGCUUAUUUAUGGCUUACCCAUUUUUGCCCACUUUGCCCCAUAUUUUAAAAUUCGUAAUUUAUUAUGAACACAGCUUAUUCAUAACAUUUUCAAAGUGAAGAAUUUAAAAAAAGUAAAACGAGCAAUAAAUUUGUCUCACACAAUUUUUUUAGAUGGGGGCCCACUUUGCCCCUAAUUUUCGAUUUUUCAAUUUUAAUGGACACAGCUUAUCAAUGUUAAAUAACAAACAAGGGCAUAUAAAGUAGUGUAACGAGUAAAAAAAAGUAAAGAUAAUCCCAUUUCUAGCUUACGGGGCCCACUUUGCCCCACCCUCCCCUAACUAUGUCAUCUUUUUCAAUUAAUAAUUUGACUUUUUUCAAUUAAUUAAUAAAAUUAAAUUACGGUCAUGACACUUGGAAGUCAUUGAAUAUUUUCAAAAAGUAGGAGGCACUGUCUGAGGACGCCCUUAAUUGAAAUUUCAUCUUGUAUAUACACUAACAUCUUUCGUUAAAUCAUUGUCAUUGUAAUUUAUGGUAGGACUUAAAUAUAAUAUUCAAAGCGGUGAGCAUAAUAUUAGUGAGCUUGCUAAUUUAAUUUAACAAAAAUGUUAAUAAAUAAAACGACAAAAUCAUACGUCUUCCACCCGCUGAUAAUUAAAUGUUAGUGCCGUUUGAUUAAUUGAUUAGAAAUUUUAAAUUUGUUUCCGUCACAAGUGCAACGAGAUUAUAAAAUGUAUAAGACGGACUUUUUAAAUUUUGUUGAUUGAUUGUUAAUUUUAGUUGAUAUAUUUAUUAUUAUUGUUGUAGUAAUUAUAAUCGUUUAAAUUGCCUAAAUAUUAUCCUGUAUGUGAAUAUUCAAAUAAAAUGCUGUUAUCCUAAUAAAAA